Vicia villosa (hairy vetch) is the source of this 3493-nucleotide messenger RNA. RefSeq lists its product as uncharacterized. The coding region runs from base 1549 to 2160 and encodes 203 amino acids. Lineage: Eukaryota; Viridiplantae; Streptophyta; Magnoliopsida; Fabales; Fabaceae. The record is from RefSeq and is a predicted model, not a curated record. The transcript has 13 exons.
CUCUAUGAACAAUCUAGCACACAAAAAUGGAGGAAGCAUCUAAAACCAUUGCACACAAAUCGGAGGUAUCACAACGAAGAAGAAGAGAGAAUUAACAUAUCAAUUUUCAUUUUUCAUUUUUUUUUGUUUAAAAUAAAAUCAAAUUGGUUCAAUCUUCGUUUUCGUUCCCAAAUUUUCAUCGAUCUGAGAAAUUCUAUUCGAAUUUUUAGGUUUGAGGUUGUUCGAUUGAAAUUCAUUGCAACGUGGAUGUUGUUGAUUCGUGAGAUUUUGAAUUUUGUAGAUUUUGAAAUUCUGUUCUAGAUCGUUUGCUGUUGUUCAAUGGCCUCGGCUCAGGUGCUAAACUAGGUUGCGGUGAAGGUGGUUGUGGGGCUUGCACUGUUAUGGUCUUUCAUUAUGAUACAAAUUUGAGGAAAAGCUUACACUUUGCUGUAAAUGCUUGCUUAGCACCUCUAUAUUCUGUUGAAGGGAUGCAUGUGAUUACAGUGGAGGGACUUGGAAGCUGCAGGCAUGGUUUGUACCCUAGUUAUCUUGUACCUGGAUCACUUAUACCUUGUUUGGAUUAUAAAUGUGUGAUGUACAUGGUAUAUUAACCAAUAAAUGUUGCUACAAAAUAUUAUUUCAGAUUGCCCUAGGCUUCCAUCUUUUUUGGGCUUGGUAUGACAGCCUUGUUUGAUGUUAAAUUGAAUAGUAUUUUGAUUUCAGUUAUACUUUCUCUAGCAACGCUUGUUUAGAUUAGGUUUUUUCUUCAGUGGGCUUCCUUCUUCUCUUAAUAAGAAUUUUUGAUCAAUUCAUACUUUUGUUCUAUUCAUGGUACUGCUCCCGAAAUGAACUUUUCUUUUGGUACGUGCUUUCUGUGUAUCCUAUGGAGAUUUUGCCCUUUGUCUCCAAUUAUCUCAUCUUUCCCUUCAUUUACAAUAUGUGGCCAUCAUGUCCUAUGGAAAUUUGCCUUUUGUUUCAAGUUUGAGGAUGCCACAAAGAUCUUCCUCACAGGUAGACCGUUCAGGUCUUGCACCUUUGGAAGAUUUAGCUCAAGAUGUGAAUGGAGCUAGUUUACUUGGUACAGGACUGAUGAAUGAAGUGCUUUAUUAUAUUAACUGCAGUUAUAUAAAUUGCAGUACUUUUAUAUCAUGAUGUAUGACUUUCUACAUUCUGAAAAGGAUUUCUUAUCUCAGAGCAUGCUCAUGUCGGUAUUCCCUGUAUUGUCUGUGCCUUGUAUGAAAUAUUUACCGCUCUAGACCUUGCUUCAAAGGAUUCAAGGAGAGAAGCAGUUGCACCUACUUCCCUGCGGAUAGCUCUAAGCAACCUAUAUCCAGAGAGUAACUUUUUCCAGGAGGCUCAGAUGAAUGAUGCUUCCGAGGUACUGGGAGUAAUAUUUGACUGCCUUUAUCAAUCAUUUACCCGUGAUUCAGGUGUUUCUAAUGCAGAAUCAGUGGAAAGUAACUGCACGGGGUCUUGGGAUUGUGCAGUUGAUAGUUGUAUAGUACAUUCGCAUUUUGGGUUCAACUGGAGUAAAGUUUUCUGACGUGGCUGGAAUUGAUGAUGUUGUAGAUGAACUUCAAGAGGCCUGGGGUUGAUGAAGUUAAAGAAAAACUUAAGCAUUUGGGUGCUGCUGGAGUUUUCACGGAGAAUGAAUUGGAAGUGAAGAAUGUCAAGAGUCUUCUGGAUGGUAUACCUGAACCUGCAUUGGGAUUUAACUGCGUUGGUGGCAAUUCUGCUUCUCUGGUUCUCAAAUUUUUAAGUCUGAAUUCCACAACAAUUGAAGGACCUUUUGUUCAAGAAUUCACUUUUCCUGCAAAUUCAACCUUCAAUAGUUGUCAUGCUUCUACCAUUGUUGAGGUUGAGAAGGGUCAUUUUUUGGUUGCAUAUUUUGGGGGCACAUCAGAGGGUGCACCUGAUGUCAAAAUAUGGUUGCAGACUUACAAGAAUGGAAUAUGGAAACCACCUAUAGUAGCUGAUGAAGAAUCAAAUGUUCCUAUGUGGAACCCUGUACUCUUCAAACUUCCAUCAAAUGUUUUACUGCUUUUCUACAGAAUAGGCCAAGAUGUUCAAAAAUGGAGUGGAUUCAUGAAACGGUCAUAUGAUAAAGGUAUUACAUGGACAGAAAGAGAACAACUUCCGCCUGGUAUAUUAGGACCUAUAAAAAAUAAGGUGAAACCAUAAACCACUCAAAACAGUACUCAAUUUUAUGAUCUUAAUUAGUACCGAAAUUCAUUUUUGAUUUUGUUCAGCCUCUCUUGUUGGAGAAUGGUGACUUACUUUGCCAUUUUGCACAAUAUCAUGCAAAAUUAAUAUACUAUAUUCUAUGAAAGUGAAAAUGUUGAAGCUGGGUAUAAAAUAGAACACUAAUACUUUGCCAUUUUGCACAAUAGCAUGCAAAAAACAUGCAAGAGAGGUAGUAAAUUGAAAAUUACUAGUAUUCUAUUGGUUCACAAGUAUUUCUGGGCUUUUUGGCAAGCAUGAGUUGUGUGGAGAAAAUUUGUGGCGGCUAAGCAUUUGUUGAGUAUAUCACUUCUACCCGAUUAUCAUGUAAAUUUUAAUAGUCAACCUUGUUCAAGAUAUGGGAGAGGGAAUGUGUCUUUUGGCUCAAAGUCACGCCCAGUUCGUUACAUGUGCGUGACACAGUUCCAUCUCACUUUGCCAUACGACACUUUGCCACAAGAAUUCUCAUCCACACCACCUCUUUCUUCUGAUGCAGUAGUUGGUUUUCAUGACUCAAAACUUGUAAGCUCUCUUCAACACUACUUGCCAUGUGAUUGUGAUUGAUCUCACCUUCUUAAUGUUUUUUAAUUAAUCAUAUAUGUGGAUAGUUGAUUUUGUAUACUUUCAGGAACCUCUUAAAAGUUUUCCACAGUUGCUAGUAAUGGCUCAUGAGUUAGGAAUACUUACAAAUAUUAACACAUUAUCUCAUAUGUUUAGACGAAGAAAGUGAAAAACAGAGCUAGUAAAAUAAAAAGAACACAACUCUGACAUACUUUGUAAUUCCAUUCUUUCAUGGAUGACAUUAAAUGUAAUGAAGUGAAGAUGUGUAUACGUCUUAUGGUAUCUGGCGUACCUGCUACGGUGGAGCACCGAGCCAUUGCGGCAACAGGCACGUCCACCUUGGCUGCCUUUAUGGCCAAGUGUGUUUAUAAUUUCAUUAAAGCAAUGGAUUUGUUGAAAUUGAACAUGGUAGUUGUGGAUUAGGUGCAUCCUUUGCUCUCAAACCUUUAUGGUUCACUUAACAAAUUGACGAUUUUGUCGUCGGGUUUUGAGGGGAAAAUAAAAAUGAAGGAUUGGACUGAUUUAUGUACCAGAACAGUGGCGUAGAGGAGCAUCAAAUGAACCAAGCAUCAAAUGAACCAAAAAACAAGUGAAGAUAUACCGAAUUCUGAAGAAAUGUUGCCAAAACAAAAGCCAAAGAAGAAGAAGAAAACUUAUAUAUGAAGAAAGUGUUAUGACUUAGUUAAAAUAUAAUUUUUAUGUGUAUGAUUUUAUAGUACUUGAAAUAUUAUGA